UUUUCUUUUGUUGACAAAGAAUUUUCUAGUUGUUUCCUGCGCAGUAUAACUGAAUUUAUUCUUAAACAGCGUAGCUGAGUUAACAUGAGAGUUAUUGAAGUUGCCCAAACAGCGUGGAAACGAAGUUUCGUUGAUGUGGAUGAGCUGAAGAGUUUGUUGUUUAGGACUCCCAGAAAGUUGAUUCUGUUCAUUUGGAAGGAGUGAGCGACGAAAACGUUUCUCCCUGUGAAGGCGACACAUCCAGUGAACAGAACCAGCUUUGCUUACCUGUUUGAAUGUCUCUCGGUUAUUUUUGGAAACUCUUUAAGUCUGAGAAGUCAAAUGUCUCCUUUUCAGUGUUUCUUUAUGACUGAAAACAUCUUCAGGUUUGUCUCAGUGAGCUCAAAUUGUCUAAAACUGGAGAUUUUGUUUUUUAUCUCAAUGAACCCAAACAGUUUAAACGGUGCAUUUCUCCUUUAAACGCAGCGUUUCGUGUUUUCAACGUUGAAUAAACGGGACCCACGGGACUGCCCGUGCUUCCCCGUGGGGGCUGUUUCCCUGUUACGAAAACGAGCUCUGAGUGUACCCUGGCCAUUCAUCUCGGAGGGGAGGAGUUAAAGGAGCGAGAGGGGGUCGUAACAAGUGCGUCCUCGAUAAGUAAUUAUUCCAUUUCCGCCUCGCUCGGCUCGUCCCUCUGAGAGGAGCGCUUGGAUGAACUGGAAAAGGAGGCUGAGCUGAUUUUUGUGUGCUCUCCGCCUGCAGCUCCUCGCAGCCUGAAGAGAAGAGGAUGGAUGGAAACUUGUUUCCGACUCUUAUCUUCCUCCCGGUCCUGCUCUCAGCCGUGUUGCCAUCUUCCGCCGGUGUGCUGGAGCCGUACGACCUUUUAUAUGAUAACGCGGUGGAAGCGUUUUACAGUGCCGAUUAUGAGAGCGUGGUGCGCUACAUGGAGGGAGCGCUCAGCAGCCACAGACAGGUCCGGGCCACCAGAGUCCGAUGCCGGCUGAGGUGCCAGGACCAGCAUCCGUUAGAUGAAAGCUUCUCGGAUCUGCGCUUUUUCGACUCGGUCCUGCGGAGAGCAGCGUGUAUGAACAAAUGCAUCGAGGAGAAAGUUGGCACGCAGUCUCUGCACAAAGUCAGCGAGGAUGUGGUGCAGGACUUCAACAGGAGGAUCCCGUACAACUACCUCCAGCAGGCGUAUCAGAAGUUGCAGCGGCCCGACAAGGCUGCAGAGGCGGCUCACACCUACUUCCAGGCCAAUCCAGAGCAUGUGGAGAUGGGCCGGGACCUGGAGCAGUACAAAAACCUGCAGGGCGUUGAGGAAACCCACUUUGUGGACCGAGAAGCCCGGCCUCACCAGCGCUCCUUCACAGCGGCAGUGCAGUUGUACGAUAAAGGGGACUACGAAGGAGCGACUGCUCUCUUUGAGGAGGCGUUGGUGGAAUACUACAAGGCAGACGUGGACUGUCGGGCGCUGUGCCAAGGCCCGCAGAAGUUUGAGGGCCAAGAUCACCUCCGAUACCGCUACAGCCUCCAUGAAGUCGUAUCAGAUCACUUCACUCAGGUGCUGCACUGCGAGCACGAGUGUGUCAGAGACCUCGCCACUCGACCCGGCCGCCUCUCACCUAUGGAGAACUACCUGCCUCUGCACUACGAUUACCUUCAGUUUGCCUACUUCAAAGCGGGCAGGCUGGAGGAGGCGCUGCAGUGCGCCCUCACCUACCUUUUGUUCCACGAGGGAGAGGAGUUCAUGAAGGAAAACGCUGAUUACUACAGAGAGGAGCUGGGACAUGAUGCUGAGCCACGAGAGAAAGAUGCAUGGUACCUGAGGAGGCACAAACAGGAACUAAAGCUCCUUCUGAUUGGCAGCAAAAUCAUGGGUGCAGAAUUCACAGAAGGGAACUACUGGAGGAGCACAGGUGGAAGAGAUGACUCAAACAGCGUUCCCUCAGGCACUGAUGGCUGGAUGGAGUAUGUUCCCAUCUCGCAUAAGAAAAAUGUCACCGUCACGUCUCCGCAGAGUCUCAAGGAAGGGGGCCCCUUGUUGUACGAGGGCGUGCAGCUGGUGCAGAACUCGGCGGCUUUGAACGGGACCCAGCGGGUGCUGCUGGAUCAUGUUUUAUCUGAGGAAGAGUGUGCAGAGCUCAGACAGCUGGCACAUACUGUCACGAUGGCAGGAGACGGUUACAAAGGCAGGAUGUCCCCUCACACUCCCAAUGAGAAGUUCGAAGGAGCCAGUGUGCUUAAAACCCUGCAGCACGGCUUUGAGGGCAGAGUGCCAAUGAGAAGUGCUCGCCUCUUCUAUGAAACCAGCGAGCGGGCGAGACGAAUCAUCGAGUCAUAUUUUGUGCUAAACUCCACGUUGCACUUCUCCUACACACACCUGGUGUGCCGGACAGCCAUCAAAGUGCACUGUUAUAUCUAAAUGCCGACUUUGAAGGAGGGGAGUUCAUAUUUACAGAAAUGGAUGCCAAAACCGUCACGGCAUCAGUGAAACCAAAGUGUGGCAGAAUGGUAGGUUUCUCAUCAGGAGGGGAAAAUCCACACGGCGUGAAGGCCGUUACGAGUGGACAGAGGUGUGCUGUGGCUCUCUGGUUCACCCUGAACCCACUCUACAGAGAACUGGAGCGACUGCAGGCGGACGAGGUGGUCCAGGCCCUGGACACGCAGCAUGUGUUCGGUCAAGGUCUUAACAUCAACCCCAAAGAUGAGUUGUAGAAACGUCAGAAUGGCGCCACCUUCUUCAGUCAAACACUUGUAUAUGUUAUUUAUUGAAUGACCUCUGGAUCAGAACAUUUCUAUUUUUCUACUGUUUUGGAAGUGCAAGGUCAAUGUCGUUUUGUGUUAUUUUGAUUUUUCCUCCUGCUUCUCGUUCAACCUUGAGUUUACAUUUUGGUUCUUGGGCGUUCGAUCCAAUCACAGCCUCCGUGUGUUUGGAGCGACACGAUGUCGUCAGCUUGUAUCUGUAAUCUCACUCAACUGUGAAGUUUCACUGCUUUGGUCAACAGACUUAAACACCAACAUUUUCACUGUAUGUUCAUAUAUUAACUUGUGUCUUCACAAAUGGUACAGGCAAGUAUGAUAUUAAGCACAUUAUCCCUUUUUAUUAGUUUGUAUUUCUAUGACUGUAAUAUAUUUUUAAAUACGCGGUGCACUGUUGUUUUCUCAGAGUCUAAAAUGAGACUCAUCUGAAUAAUUAGUGUCUUGUUGAAUAUUUAAGUGAAACGGGAAACAUCUUUAGUCAUUUUUGUUCAUUAGUUGUAAUAAAUCACUCUGCACAACACUGCCUAAGAUGCUCACUGACACGAGGACAGAGUGUGUUUGGUUUUUCAAUGUGUUUGUCUUGUAAUGACAGCUGCUGGCUACAUUUAAUAUAAGAAACUUUUUUUCAUAAAAGAUGCCAAUUAUUCCUGUUUCAAGGAAUACGUGUUGAAUAACGGUCUUUUAUUACUUUGUGUGGUUGGUCCAGAACGGUCGAGUCGUGCACUGGAGAUCAGGUGGAGAAGAAAAAUAAAUAAGAGUAACUUGGCUUUUCUAUGUGGGUUCAAAAUGUUUUACUGUUUAAUUCUGAAAUGCUGAAGAACACAUGUAUGUGUACACGCCUAUAAAGUAAAAACAUUUCACGUG
Molecule: messenger RNA, 3603 nt
Organism: Haplochromis burtoni (Burton's mouthbrooder)
Lineage: Eukaryota; Metazoa; Chordata; Actinopteri; Cichliformes; Cichlidae
Gene: p3h2
Product: prolyl 3-hydroxylase 2
Biological process (GO): collagen metabolic process
Cellular component (GO): endoplasmic reticulum
Molecular function (GO): L-ascorbic acid binding; iron ion binding; procollagen-proline 3-dioxygenase activity
Source: RefSeq, a predicted model, not a curated record